UUAAAAUGAUGAAGCUUAGACUAUACAUAACUCUUUUUCUUUACACAAAAUGUGCAAUUUCCUUAGACCAUUUGGAAUUACAUUGCAAUUUCUCUAAACAUUUGUUUAAAUAUUUCAGGUACAGUGAGAAAUAUUUAUUUAACUUUGAAAAUAAAAUUUCUGAACUUGAAUUAAGAAAUUAUGGAACAGCAGUAAAAUCUCAUGGCAAAAUUGUUAUGAUCAUGUUAGAUUCAUUACGAGAAAUGGACGAGAAAUAUAUCGCAGCGGAUAUAAUGACAGUAAAUUUAUAUUUGAACAACGUAUCAGGAUCUAUAAAUAUGAUUGGUAAAGACGAAAAUGGUAAAUUAAAUAAAUCUAAAAACUCACAAAAUUUACUGAAGGGCUACAAGAUUCUACAUCGUUCAAUAGUAGAAAGAUUGGAAUAUUUUAUAAAUGAAAAAUGUUUAUAUAUAUCACUUAAAAAAAAAUUCAUAUCCCUAACUAAUUUUAGUGAACCAGUAAAAUACAGUUCGGCAGUUUUGCUUAAUGAACUCGAGAAACUUAAUAGUAAAAUAAUUAGAAAUAUGAAAGAAUAUUUAACUUUGAGAGAUAUGUUUGCGGGAACAGAUAAUAACAUAUUAAAAAGAUAUUGUAAGAUAAUAAAACAUUUAGCGUUAACUUUUGAAAAAAAAUUAUACAAUAAUUUCAAUCCUAAAAAUGUUUUGUUUUAUGAUUUUAUGGAAAAUCGUUCCCCUUUUUCGGAGUUAGACAUGAUAUCAGGUUCCCAAGCAAAACAAUAUGUUAGAUAUAACAGUGACAAUCAAGUAAUUGAUGUUUUAGACAUUGUUCGAUAUGCUCCGUUAAAACUAAAGAAUAAUAAUAAUCAACAAAUAAAAUUGUCCGAUAUGUUUCGUUUCAUCAAGUUUGACUUUAACUUUCAAAAUGUACAAGUAUUUUUAAAUUUAUUAUACAUGGCAACAGUUCGUCCAAUUAUGUUGAUUGUACGUUUAUAUAUUUUUUUGGUUCAUAAUUUUGUUUCAAUUUUUAAAUUUCGAGUUAGCGAAUCAAAAACUCUUUUGAAAGAUAAAAUCAUUGAACUGGGUCAACAAAUUAUUAAUAGUAUGAAAUCAUUUAUGGAUUUAAACUUAUAUCAAGAUUAUUUAAAAAAAAGCUUAAGCUGUAUGUUUAUUAAGACAUAUGAAGUUAUUUCAUCAUUCAAAGAACGUAAUGAUUUGAUUACAAAUAGUGAAACGCAAAAUAUAUCAAAAACUUACUAUUCAUACAUGAGAAAAUUAUUUGUGAAUAAUACUUUUGUUGAGAAUAUAAAUGUCACAAAAUUCAAUAUUAAUAAAAUAUAUAGUAUAGCUACUGAGGAAAUAAAUAAAAUUACAUUGUACGUUUCAGAAUUAAAAAGAUAUCAAUAUUGUUUUGAAAUAGCAAAUCAUUUUUAUUAUAAUUCAUAUAUAGAUUGGCGAGUCACUAUUAAUACUAUAAAACAAAAUAUUCCUUAUAAACUAUUUGAAAAUCAUGAAGACAUAUAUCGUUCACUUUAUUUUCCUGGUAUUAAUAUAAAUGAUAUAAAAAAACAUAUUCAUAGCCCAAAUGAUGAAAAUGAUGACAUGAACAAUGAUGAUGAUAAGGAUUUUGAUGUGAAAGUUCAGACAUAUUACACUCCUAAAUAUCUAGUUGAUUAUUUACUUUAUGAGUAAUUUUUACAAUUUAUUUUCUUUAAAUGUGAUGGAAUUUAAUUUUUUUUAUAAGAUAUUUAUGAGAAUUAAUUUUUGAACCAAUAAUACAAGUUUACAAAAAAAUUUA
This is a messenger RNA of Daktulosphaira vitifoliae (grape phylloxera), 1794 nucleotides long. RefSeq lists its product as uncharacterized. Lineage: Eukaryota; Metazoa; Arthropoda; Insecta; Hemiptera; Phylloxeridae. The coding region runs from base 6 to 1688 and encodes 560 amino acids. The transcript has 2 exons. The record is from RefSeq and is a predicted model, not a curated record.